CAGCAAUUUCAGCAAUCUUAUGACUUGUGGGGAAGUAAACAAGGUUGGCAGGGACGCUGAAGUCGGACAGGGAAAAAUCUCCUCCUUUCAGUCAAACCGUCUCCGACCUGAACUGAACAAUGGCCAACUCACAAGUGCCUGUUGUCACAAUCGGCCCAUUGGGAGACGGUCCGGUUCAGGUUUUCUGUCCAAAGUGUAACCAGGCAGUCCUCACUAAGGUGGACUACUCCUCUGGUCUGCUCACGUACCUUUUCUGUGGAGGUCUCUUUCUCUGUGGCUUUGUUUUAGGUUGCUGCCUCAUCCCAUUCUGUGUGGACCGGCUGAAAAAUGCAAAGCACUCCUGUCCUACCUGCAAGAAUGAAUUUGGCGUCUACAAACGUUUAUAACUCGUAUUAGGGCUCCAAAGAAAAACUUGCUGGUUACUUGCUUAAUUCAAGAUAUAAUUGAUUUCCUUUUUCUCAUACACUGGAUUUUGAUUUUCAAACAUUUGGACAAGCUUGAACUCAGAGAAAUGAUGAAGAGCUUCUUUUGAAAAUCUGCUUUUGGCUUUUUUGCACAAUCUGCAUGGAACUCCCUUCAAAGCACUUUAAAAAUGAAUGCAUUUGUUUCUUUUAGUCAUUUUUAAUAAUUAGUUUGAAACUUUUUAACCUCUGAUUGCACCUGCACUGACUUUGAGUUAACAUU
Messenger RNA from Notolabrus celidotus (New Zealand spotty), 684 nucleotides. Its product is annotated as lipopolysaccharide-induced tumor necrosis factor-alpha factor homolog. NCBI's taxonomy places the organism in Eukaryota, Metazoa, Chordata, Actinopteri, Labriformes, Labridae. The transcript has 4 exons. The record is from RefSeq and is a predicted model, not a curated record. Gene Ontology annotation, molecular function: zinc ion binding. Bases 120 to 386 code for a protein of 88 amino acids.